Molecule: messenger RNA, 4583 nt
Organism: Polyodon spathula (Mississippi paddlefish)
Lineage: Eukaryota; Metazoa; Chordata; Actinopteri; Acipenseriformes; Polyodontidae
Exons: 3
Coding region: 163-843 (226 amino acids)
Source: RefSeq, a predicted model, not a curated record
AAUGUCAAAUGCAAGGAUUAUCACAACAAGAACCAGCGACAAGCCGCCCUAGACCGGCUGGGUGUCAAACUCAACGUCAGUGGUGUGUAUAUUAUUUAAUCGUCGACACACCACCAAUAACAAACAACGAAUGGGUAACCUCUGCUUUAUCCUACUUGAUUGAUGGGUGUCACUGGAUUGCUACCUCAGUGGGCCAGUAUUACAAAGAGAUUCCUGAUUGUGUGUACCGUGAAGGAAGUAAAUAAGAAGCUGAUGAAUCUGAGGACCUACUACAGUAAAGAGCUGGCCAAGGUGAAGAAGUUGAGGCUGAUGGCGGGGGACAGCAGGGAAGUGUACAAAUUGCAGUGGCCCUUCUUCGAUCACAUGAACCUCUUCCUCAGCGCACAGGUCAUGCCCAGGAAGGCCACCAUCUUUGAGCUGGCUGAAGAGAAUGGGGAUGCUGGUGAUGACAAGGGUAGUAAGCCCUACAGAGAGGACUCAGACCUGGGGCCCAGCUCCGUGGUGAGCAGCAAACGGAAAGCUCCCAAUUAUCUGGGCGCCCACAAGAAGUUUCGAGAGGGCCUGCUGCUCCAGGAGGCUGUCCAGGCGUACACGGCAGCUCCCCUGCCCACCACCCCUCUCCCGGCCCUGUGCUUCGAUGAUGAGGAUGACAUUUUUGGGAAGCACGUGGCCAACGAGCUGCGGCUCGUCAGCAGUCUGAGGGCCAAGCAGUUCGCUAAGCUGCAGAGCCAGAACAUCCUCUUUGAAGUGCAGUUCGGCUGCUCCCAGCCGCCCCACUUCGUGUCGAGCUUUGAGUCCCCCGAGGGUCCCUCUGACACAGAGAGUGCCCCUGAUCUCCCCUGAAAAUGCCUCUUGUCCCACAAGGAGAAAAAUCUGUCCUGUCUGUGCAGGGAUAAAGACCCUACAGAUUGAUACUUCACCUGUGAGAAGGUUUUUAAAAAGCAACACUGAAAGAACCGUUCUACCUCGUGUAGAGCGGGCGACGAUGAGCAUUCCAUUUAGCAGGUUAUUAUGAGAUGCCUUUGGCUGCAUUCACACUGGGUCUGUUUCGUUUGGAACAAUGCAUCAAUGUGCUUGCUGUUCACAUUUAUCUGAGAGCAACGGGACCAAGUUUGUUGGUUUGGUUCUUGUCCAACUUUUUUUCAGGACCGAGUUUGUUUGUGUUCACAAUGCAGUUUACAGGUGCACUCGGUUUGUUUUUAUGGUCUGUGAACCGGGUGUUUACAAUGUCCUGGAAGGUAUCUUGAAAGAUGGCAGCUGUUGAUUUAGUGCUCUGUUUUUUUAAUAAUAUGUUUUAGAUUAUUGCAUAUUGCUGUGGAAGAAAGCACUGGGGGAGCACUUUUUAAUGAAUACAUUUUUUGAGUGCCUGUAGUGCAGUACUCAGUUACGCAAUACUGCACAAUUAUUCUACUGUAGGCAUUACAGCCAUUUGAGAGCUUUGUCCAGUUUGGCUUCGAUUUUGGUGUCUAACCAAAUUUCUAUCGGAGCUUUAGUUUCUCGCACUGUUCAUGUAGUUUAGGGUUACCACAUUUCCAGAGUGAAGAACUACAGGGAUGUGUUUUUAAUUCACUGAUGCCAUUAAAAUAACAGCAUAUGAUAACACAAUCAUGAUUUAGAAAUUAAACAUUAGUGUAUUUACUGCAGAGCAUAACAACUCAUUGUUUUCUUUGUCAUCUAAUCAAAACAUGAUAAAUGAACAAAAGGCCAGAUUAGAAAAACAUUGAUUUAGCUGUUGCCGGUUAAAUGUGUGAUAUACACGUAAUCAGAAUUAUGAAAUAAAUAAUCCGUAAGAUAGUUUUGUUUUAUUUGAAUGGUGCCAACACAACCUAAUACACGUGCUGUUAACUUGUUGAGCACACUGAUGCAGUUUGGUACUUUUAAAACAAAUGUGAAUUCAAUAGCAAAACUGGCACAAGUUAACAAUUUUACUGUUUUCAGACAGAUAAAAAAUUAUCACCCAAAACAGACAAUCUGGUAACCCAAAUGUCCUCCCCCACCUCCCUUCCCGAGACAUUUCGAUUUUUGAUCAAUUUGUUCCCUCACAGUGUUAACUAAACUGCACACAAUAUGUUUACUUCUGAUUUAAGGUUUCCUUGUAUAGUUGGUUUUCUAUGUGCAAAACGACAGAGUCCAGCAGUUUUUCACAUUGAGAUUUAGCAGUGGAACCAGACUCUGCGUUUGCCAAACAGACCAAGACCACCUCUUUAGGUGGACUCGGUAUGGUUCGUUUCCCAAGCGGAUUUUGUUGUUCACACUUCACACCAAACGUACCGAACCGUACCAAUUGUGGACCAAACCCUCUAAACGGACCCAGUGUGAACACAGCCUUUUUUUUAUCUAGAUUUGCUGCGCAGCUAGGAAGGGAGCAAAGGGAGCAGCUUAUUGGUACAACUUUGAUGGGAUGACUCUACAUCCGGUUGCUGUAGUCUGAGCUGCCAGCUUGUUUAAGUCCUUUGACCGUACUGGGGUUUACAACUAUGCUGAAUAUUGAUUCUUCGAGGAUGAGUUUGAUUGCACAAUCAGAAUGUGUGACCCCCCCCCCAAAUGAAAAGCACAAGCUAGGUUAUACUAGGUCUGGUAUUUAUUAAGUGCACAAUAUUAUUUUCUGUAAGUCUAAAUUUAUGUAGCUCAUUAUUGCCCAGAUUGCUUCUAUUUUUGUUCAUAGUUAAAAUGUUUCCAAAAAUAAACAGGAAACGCACUGCGUAAAGGUCACAGAGUCUAAAUUUGAGUGAUAGGUUUUAAAAUCCAGCCUUUAUUCCAGAUGUGAACUGGGGCCAAAUUGACUGUAGAAAAAGCUUAUAUCUAAGCUUGCUCCUUUUCAAUGUUUAUUUUUCAGGUGCUCACAAAAUCACUUGCCUUUUAGACAAAGUUAAAGACAUUAAAUACGUUACUCUAAAAGGUGAGGGAUUUAUUAUGAUAUUUUGUGAGCCCCUGAAAAAUAUACAUUGAAAUGGAAGUCAUUGUUCUGGGUCCAGAAUAGUAAGCAGUAUCCACACUAUCAACUUUCAUUCCUCUGUUCAUUUAAAUAAAAGUUGCCAUUUUCAUGCUGAAUAAAUACAUAUUUGCUUGAUUUAAAAAAAAAAAAAAAAAAAAAAAAAAAAAAGGUAUCCAAUAAGUCAGGCAUCAUCUAUUAUGCUAUUUUAUGGUGUUCAAUCGGCACCUCGCAUCAAACUGACCUGAAUUCACUCCUUGAAGACAUUUCACACAAGAUUAUAUAUUAUAUAUUAACAGUUCUACCUGUGGUACCUGACUCAUGGCACACUCUGUAUAUGGAGAUUAUAAAACUAAGACCCUACACUGUGACAAGUACUUUAGGACAGUUUUAUUGUAUUUUUAUUUUAUUUAUUUAUUUUUUUUUUAAGAGUUGUUGCACUCACUAUAAAGAUAUAUAAAUAGGGACCACAAAACGAAAUUCCUUUCUUAAUCAUGAAUCAUUCAUGUUCUGAUAUUGCUUCUGUUUUUUUUUAUUGAAUCAUUGAAACUUUUUUUUAAAAAGCUCAGCACGAUUCAUAGCAGUACGUUCUCUACUAAAGACCGUCGCAAGAUGCUUUUAGUUAGUUCAUCACAAGGGCUUUUUCCAUCAUCGUUGUUGCUCUCACCCAGUGCUCCGGGUAAGGUUUGAGUUGUUGAUUUCAGUAAAUCCUGUAUCUAUGGCUUUCCUUCUUUUUAAUAAUGUCUGUGAAGUUGCUGCUGUCGGUGUAGUUCGCGACUGCAUUCACUGAGUCGCCAUCCACUAGUACUUGGCUGUUUCCUUUUUUUCUUCAGUUUCUUGUGCUGUCCCUCGAUAGAGACAGCUGCCUAAUGUUAUUUUAGGUAAGACAGUCCAGGAUUAGUGCUUUGUGAAGCCAGCUAUAAGUCUCACAUUGACACAUAAAGCAAAACACAAACUAGGAACAUGUUUUAAUGGUGUUUAGUAGAGAAGGCAUUGCUAUGAACUAUGCUGAGCUCAAACCUUUGAAGGAUGUGAUGGAACAAAACAAGAAUGGGAAAGCAAAUAUGAAUGAUACAUGGGUGAGAGAAUUAUAUGUGUUCUACUUUUAAAGUAACAGCAAUUGCUACUUUGGUGCUGGGACCCAAAAUGCAUGAUGCCCGUAGUGUGUGAUUUCUAAGUAAUUAUGUAGCGUGUCGGGUCUCUUAUUGUAUAUUAAGAAGCAAAGCUGUUUAAACGGUCCAAAAUGAUUUCUGUUCAAAUAAAUAAACACCUUUCACAGUUACUAUAAAUCAAAAAAAUGAAGAUUGUUCUCAUGAACUGCUGUUGCUUUUUUAACUUUACAACUAUGCUGUAUGUUUAGUGCACAGGAUAAGAUGUGCUGGAAUUCACACGUGGUUCAUAAUAUCAUGUGAACCAUGACCUGCAUGUCAUUGGAUACAAGCACUGUGGGUGAGAUGAUAAAGACACAGGAACAUUCAUUGUGAUUUUCUUAUUUUAUUUCAAUAAAAUAUGCAGGAAGAGAGCUAUCUUCAGACUAACUUUUUUCUUUCCUUUUUGUUUUUGUUUUUUUACAUUUGUCGAAAGUUGGCAUUUCCAGUUUAAUUUACCGAACUGUGUUUUGUUCCGUGUAUAUACAAUGCUAUUGGCUUUA